ACCAGUUGUGUUGAUCAUCUCAUGCCAUGCCAUCUUCCAGCUGUGAUGCAGAGAUCUGCUGAGGGCCUCUUGCCAGGGGAGGAGCCUGUAACAUCUCAUUCGCAGCCUGUCUGAAUCGUAUUCGGUUUCUCGGAAUAAGCACCAAAUUCGGAAUGCAUGUCUGUGGACGAGGUUCAGGGAGGUUGUUGUUGACUAGCAAUAAGCACUGAAUCAGCACGGCUUUUGUUAACUGCCUAAGAAUCACGGGCGAACGUCGAGGGUCGAGGCAGCAGAGCAGGCGUGAGGGAAACUAAGUGAAAGGAAGGGUGGAAGGGUGCUUGGAGGAGCUUGUUUGCGAAAGUUGGUCCCUAGUAUGCGUGCAUGCCGGCUUUGCGACUGUUUCAAUGUAGAGUGCAAUUCAAGUCCGCAAGAACCAUUUUCAGAAACCUUGUCUGGGCUAUUAGGUUGUAUGCAAUAAGCUAGAGUGUAGAGUCUGAAGAGAAGAAUCUUGGCAGUAAGAAUUCGGAACCGUCAGCAAAGGCGGUUAUUCGACUGCUACCAACCUCAUCUAUCUCAGGGAGCAGGAUGGCGGCAGAUAUACGGCGUGAGGACGACUCAGCGAGCAGGUUCUCCUGUCCCUCGCGGCCAGUAACGGGAGCAGAGGCCGUGACUCCCGCUACAAGUCCUCCGAGGAGCUUCGCGAGGAGAGUUCGUCACCAACGGUCGUGGUCGGUUUUAUUAUCUUCUGAGGCUCCUCAAUCCUUGUGGUUAGGAAGCUCGUUUGAGUUCCCCAAGGUCUCGCGGUCAGGACGGCCUUUGGAGUUCUCUCAACCCUCUCGGUCGGCUCAGUCCUCUGAGCUCCCUCAGCCAUCGUUGUCAGGACGCUCAGAGGAGUUGCCUCGAACCUCGUUUUCGGGGCUAUCUACCAGCAGGCUGUACGAGCUGACACUCGACACGCCGCCCAAUCAGGAGCUCCUGUUUGUCCCCGCUACAAGCAGCAAGAAGGCAGCACGAGCACUGAAUGCCGAUGGAGGUCCCGAGGUUCAUGAGGAGCCUUCCUCGCCAGGCUGGGCAGAUCUGAAGGCUCAGUGCGAGCUGAUGGACGAGGAGAACCGUCGGAUCACAUCAGUCAAUCUCACGCACAUCCCUCAUGGCAACCUCGAGGGGGAGGAGACUCACAGCCUAUGUGGCGACAGCCGAAGAAGAGGAGGGAAGGAUGCGGACGGGGUUAUCAUGUACGGGCUUGGCUGGCAGCCCUGCAGCCACGUGGAAGCUUCCCACAUCAAGGUUUCUGACGUCAAGAAACCUGAAGGGUGGAGGGAAUCAGAGGCGGUGCGAAGGCACGCAGGAAUCGGGAAGUCGCACAGGCGGCAGCAGUCCUGCCCAACGGACUACUGUGCUGCAGGGAAGGCAGCUGGGUCUGAUUUGUUGUGGGAUGAACGAGGCGUGGAGAGGGAAGGUGAAGGGAUUGGCGAGCAGUGGCAGCCAGAGUGGCGUGUGGGAGACCUCUCUGGAAGAUACUCAAGGCAACGAGAGACAGUGCCUCAGCAGCAGGACCAGGGGCAGCAGCAGCAGCAGCAGCAGCAGCAGGAGGAGGAGGACGAGGAGGAGGAGCGAGAACAGCAGCGGCAUAAGCAAGGUCAUGGCGUUUUGAGCCUUUUCGCCACGUGGCACAGCCGGACUCGCUCAAGACAUGAGGAGUUUCAGUCGGCAGUUUCGACUCUGUCCCCCACUCCAUCGCCCCCUCUACCAACCCUCACUCCAUCACCCCCUCUACCAACCCUCACUCCAUCACCACCUCCCCCACAUCCACCUUCACUCUCCUUGGCACCUCGCCACCGCAGAAGCUCCUCUGGGGUGCUACAGCCCACGUACAUGCUCCGAGGCUGGCACAAGCAGGCGAGAGAGGGAGAAGAGGCUGCUUUGACUCCAUCCCCUCCCCCACCAUCCUCCCUCGCACCUCACUACUGCCGGAGCUCCUCAGGGGUGCUGCAACCCACGUUCGCACCACGAGGCCGACCUGACCAGGCGAGGGAUGGAGAAGAAGAGGUUGUGGGCAGAGCGAGUGGAGGGAGAAGAGGAUUACAAGACGGUUCCGCUGAUGAGCCAGGAGCACACUCAUUCGGUUCGCUACAUCGUUACUUAGGUUCUCCGUUAAACCCAGUACCUCGAAGGAGUGCCUCGGAUGACAACGCUUUGUCACUGCGCUCACCACCACCCAUUCAUUGUGGGCAACCAUUCAGCGAGGCCCCUUCCAGCCAGGCUACAUCUGGGCUGGGUACACACAGCCAGGGGUUGUCCAAACAGGGUCUUUUUGGGCAGGGUGUAUCCAGGCAGUUUGAUUUGGAACAGGUGAGCUGUCAGGACGUGGUACCACCUGUGUUGGAACCACCUGAGAUUCCACCUGGGCAAGGGCAGCAGGUGGCGGAGGAGAGGCUGAGAGAGGCCUUUGCCAUGGGGUACCUGGCGGGCCUGCGGGAUGCUGCUGCAGGCGUCGCUCUUGCUGCUCCUGCUGCCCCUUGUCCUCCUCCUGCUGCUGCUGCUCCUGCUGCUCCUACUGCUCCUGCUGCUGUGCCUGCUGCUCCUGCGGCUGCUGCUGCUGCUGCUGCUGCUGCUGCUGCUGCUGCUGGUCGUGCUGCGUCACCUCUGCAGUUUCUGCGCAGGACCAUGCCCAGAAUGUACCGAAGCAGCACGGUCAGUGGAGACUCGCAUGGAGGCUCGCGAGGCUCUGAUGGCGGUGGUACACCUGACCCGUUGCAACCCCCUGAGUCAGCUUCGCCCCUGCCUCGUGCAUGGGAUUUCCUACAGCCACGCAAGGUACUGUCUGGUCCGUUGCAGCCCCGCUCUAGUCCAUUGCAGCCCCGCUCCAGUCCGCUGCAUGCCCAUACAUUGUCGGGGCAACGGCAACCUCAAGUGUGGUCUGGGCCAUUGCAGUCCCGUGCGGCGAACAGAGCCAACAGGGUGCCUGCUCGUGGGGUUGUGCCUCUGGCUGAAGCUUCCGGGUUUGAAGGUGGCAGUGCCGGGGCUGGUGCAGGCAUGGUUGGUGGUGUUAGUGGUGCUGGUUGCGCAUCUUUGCAUGCAGAACGACUGAGGAGCGUGAGGAACCUGCUGACACAGCAGCAGCAACAGCAGCAGCCAGGGGCGCUGGUGGAGGAGCAGGAGCAGGAGCAGCGGCAGCAGAGGAGCUGUGCAAGGCGCAGGGCGACUGGCAGUUUGGGAACGUUGGAGGAGCUGGCAGGGAGAGCACCACAGACAGCACAGGCAGCAGAGGAGCCAUCAGCAUCAGCCAGAGCUCGUGGUGUUCGCUGGGAGACAUCGGGUGGCAGGAGGCACAAUGGAGACGGCAGUGAUGUUAGGUUCGAACGGUCGUUGUCUGAUGUCACAGGUGUGGGCAACGAGGUAGCAGCAGGGGGGGAGGGGAUGGAGGGAAAGGUUGUGGUACAGAGAGCACCAUCCGUGACUGCCCCACCUGCUGCUGCCGCUGCUGCUGCUGAUACUCUUGCUGCUUCUGGUUCUGCUGCUACUGCUGCCCCUUCUGCUGCAGCUGGUGCUAGUGAUGUGGUGGCUGCUGGCGCUUGCAGUGGCGCUGACAGCGAUUCAGACAGCAGUGCUCCUCCUGGCCGAAUGAGAGCGGGAGGAGGAGGCACAGGACCCUCCUCCACGGGACCCUCCUGCACAGGCCUGCACUUGAACCGCAGACUGUUCUCCGGCCGGCUGCUGCUGACUCGUGAGUCAUAAGUUGAGAGUGUUGUCAAACAUAUAUUGUUAUGUUUGUAUAGACUGUAUAGGUUUGUGUCUUAGAGGGUACAACCCUUAGGUCAUAUACCCUUGUACUCAUGUCUUCUAUGCAUUAUU
Molecule: messenger RNA, 3834 nt
Organism: Closterium sp. NIES-67
Lineage: Eukaryota; Viridiplantae; Streptophyta; Zygnematophyceae; Desmidiales; Closteriaceae
Source: the annotation of a GenBank genome assembly